AUGAGGUGUGGCUCCCUUGGUAAGGCAGAGUGGUCUCAACUUGACACAACGCUUCGCCCACUCAUCAAACGGACAUUCUACCUGCCUGCCAAAGCUGCUAACGACUAUCUCUACGGUAGCUCCGCAGCGGGGGCCAUUGACAUUCCUGUGGCGGCAGAAGUCAGUGACAUCUGCAGAGUAGACAAUGCCUUCAGACUUCUCUCCUCUGCAGACACUGAAGUCCAAGACCUGGCACUCCAGGCGCUGAUCGUUGUGACAUGCAGGAGGUGGCAACGGCUUACAGAACCUGGUGACAUUGCCGCCUACCUGAUCGAGGAGACUGAGGAAAACUUCCGGGCCACUGCGGCGCCGCUCCAGUCCGUGUGGACGGAGGCUCGCAAGGCAUCUCGUCGACUUGGUAUCACCUGCGAAUUCGAAGAAGACGGCCUCCGCAUCUCCAGGGGUGACAUAACACUUGGCCCGAGGAAACGUACUAAGGUGGUGAAGACACUCCGGACGGCACUGGCAAACGCACGAGAUCACGAUCUCCACCAAAAACCCAGUCAGGGGAAAGUGGAGUGCGUUGCCGCCGACCGGAGCAGUUCCCACUUUGUACGUACCGGUCAAUUCACGAGGUUUGCCGACUGGCGUUUCGUUCACCGGGCCCAACUCAACGUCGUUCCCCUGAAUGCAGCAAGGCCGUGUACUACAGCCGUGGACCAACGGUGUAGGAUUUGUGGCGGUCAACCCGAGACCCUGCCACAUGUCCUGUGUGGCAGGGUCUGCCACAUGACUCACAGUCAAGCAUACACAAACCGCCACAACCAGAUCGUGAACCGAGUGAAAGCCGCUGCCUCCGCCAAGUUCACUGUCACCCAUGAGAAUCGAUCAAAUCCCAUGAAUCCAAGCACCAACAACGAUGGCGUCGACGGCCACGCGCUGGUACCGUUGUGCGAGAUGGAGACGCACGGGUUCGUAUUUUGUGAUUUUGGCGGCGCGGGCUACGGAGAAGGCCUCGGGUCUGCUGUCGAAGGGGCAACAAACAUCGAGGACGAUCGCCUCCUCUCCGCGCGCCAUGACGAGGUCCGGACGUAG
This is a messenger RNA of Dermacentor andersoni, 1074 nucleotides long. RefSeq lists its product as uncharacterized. The record is from RefSeq and is a predicted model, not a curated record. Lineage: Eukaryota; Metazoa; Arthropoda; Arachnida; Ixodida; Ixodidae.